Messenger RNA from Chlorocebus sabaeus (green monkey), 2592 nucleotides. RefSeq names its product zinc finger protein 579 (gene ZNF579). The record is from RefSeq and is a predicted model, not a curated record. NCBI's taxonomy places the organism in Eukaryota, Metazoa, Chordata, Mammalia, Primates, Cercopithecidae.
CCGAUGAAGGCCAGGUUUCCGGGGGGAAGGCUUAGGCAGUGACACCGAGCCCAACCUCCUCCUCCACCCCCCACCACGCUCAGGCCCCCUCCCUCCCCGCCACCACCGUCCGCGUUUGGCCGGCCGUGGGGAAGGAAGAAAGGAGCCAAGGAGGCGAGGCAUGGAUCCGCAGCCUCCUCCACCGGCCCAGGGCAGCCCACCUCACCGUGGCCGAGGCCGUGGCCGUGGCCGAGGCCGUGGUCGAGGCCGUGGCCGUGGCAGGGGAGGCGCUGGAGCCCCUCGGGCGCCCCUGCCCUGCCCCACCUGCGGCCGCCUCUUCCGUUUCCCCUACUACCUCUCCCGGCACCGGCUGAGCCACUCUGGGCUCCGGCCCCAUGCCUGCCCGCUGUGCCCCAAGGCCUUCCGCCGGCCGGCCCACCUCUCCCGCCACCUGCGCGGCCACGGGCCCCAGCCCCCGCUGCGCUGCGCCGCCUGCCCCCGCACCUUCCCGGAACCCGCCCAGCUCAGGCGCCACCUGGCUCAGGAGCACGCGGGCGGCGAGGUAGAGCUGGCCAUCGAGAGGGUGGCCAAGGAGACGGCUGAGCCCAGCUGGGGCCCGCAGGACCAGGGCUCGGAGCAGCCCACCACGGCUGCAGCGGGGGCCACGGAGGAGGAGGCGGCCGCGGCAUGGCCUGAGACGUGGCCUGCGGGGGAGCAGGCCACGCUGGCAGCGCCCACCAGCACCGCGGAGCCCCGGGAGUCGGAGUCGGAGGAGGCCGAGGCUGGGGCGGCAGAGCUGAGGGCCGAGCUGGCGCUGGCGGCCGGGCGGCAGGAGGAGAAACAGGUCCUGCUCCAGGCGGACUGGACGCUGCUGUGCCUGCGCUGCCGCGAAGCCUUCGCCACCAAGGGCGAGCUCAAGGCGCACCCGUGUCUGCGCCCCGAGGGCGAACAGGAGGGUGAAGGGGGCCCUCCACCACGCCCCAAACGACACCAGUGCUCCAUCUGCCUCAAGGCCUUCGCCAGGCCCUGGUCCCUGUCGCGCCACCGGCUGGUCCACUCCACCGACCGCCCUUUCGUGUGCCCAGACUGCGGCCUGGCCUUCCGCCUCGCCUCCUACCUCCGCCAGCACCGCCGCGUCCACGGCCCGCUCAGCCUGCUGGCCCCGCUGCCCGCGGCGGGCAAGAAGGACGACAAGGCCUCAGGUGCACGGAACUCAGCCAAGGGGCCGGAGGGGGGCGAGGGGGCGGAGUGCGGGGGUGCCUCGGAAGGGGGAGAAGGCGGGCAGAACGGAGGCGACGCCGCCCCGGCCCGGCCCCCAGCCGGGGAGCCCCGCUUCUGGUGCCCAGAGUGCGGCAAAGGUUUCAGGCGCCGGGCGCACCUGCGGCAGCACGGGGUGACCCACUCAGGAGCGCGCCCUUUCCAGUGCGUGCGCUGCCAGCGGGAGUUCAAGCGCCUGGCCGACCUGGCGCGCCACGCACAGGUGCACGCAGGCGGCCCGGCACCGCACCCGUGUCCCCGCUGCCCGCGCCGGUUCUCGCGCGCCUACAGCCUCCUGCGCCACCAGCGCUGCCACCGCGCAGAGCUGGAGAGGGCCGCCGCGCUGCAGGCACUGCAGGCCCAGGCCCCGCCGUCGUCGCCGCCGCCGCCCCCGCAGCCCCUGAAGGCCGAGCAGGAGGAAGAAGGGCUCCCGCUGCCCCUCGCAAACAUUAAGGAAGAGCCGCCCUCUCCGGGGACCCCACCCCAGUCCCCACCGGCUCCCCCUGUCUUCCUCAGCGCCUCCUGUUUCGACAGCCAAGACCACUCAGCUUUCGAGAUGGAGGAGGAAGAGGCAGGACGACUUGGAAAAAAAGGCGGCGGACAGUUGGCCAGAGGGAUGGAGACUGGUGGGGACGCCCCCGCCUGCCUGUCCCCCGUUACACACACUGGACACCAUCACCUGUUUGGAACUGCCAGACCCUGGGGGUCCCCAGUGAGCAAAGGAAGGACACAGAUGCAUCAGAAAAUAUGUGGCCCUCAACCAAGCAAGAAGCCGGUGAAGGCUGGGUUGAGAAGAAACAGGAAUGUGAGAAGAUAGAUCAUCGUCACUGCUGCCCUGUGGAAGCUCUGCGCCAGUUUCUCAGUCAACCUCUACCACACCCUUACUCUGUGUCAGCGGUGGUACUAGGCACUGAGGAGAAGGAGUCCAAUACCCUCCUCUGAAAGAGCUGGAAUUCUAGCCCUGCAUUGGCCAACAUACCUUUUUUUUUCCUAGAAAAGUUUCCAUAACCUUUCUUCCCUCAUUCUGUUGCCCAGGCUGCAGUACUGUAGUGCGAUCAUAGCUCACUGCAGUCUCAAACUCCCAGAUCCAAGCAAUCCUCUUGCCUCAGCCUUGCAAGGAGCUGGGACUACAGGUGCAUGCCACCACCCCCAGCUGAUUGUUUAAUUUCUUGUAGAGACGGAGUCUUGCUAUAUUGCCCAGUCUGGGAGAACUUUUUGUGAUGAUGGGAUAUUCUACAUCUUCACUGUCCAAUAUGGUAUCCAGCAGCCACACAUGGCUAUUUCCAUUUAAAUAUAGAAUACGGAAAUGUAAAGUCAUUAAGAUGAAAUAAAUGUAAAAGCUCAGUUCCUCAGUCA